AUGUUCCGUAAUUUAAAAUUAAUAAAACCAGAUUUAAAUCCAUCUUCAAUUUUGAUUGACUUCGAAAAAGCAGUGAUGAAUUCUAUUAAAACCGAAUUUCCUCAAACAAAAAUUCAAGGCUGUUUUUUCCAUUUAAGUCAAGCCUUAUGGAGGCAUUUUCAAGAAUAUGGUUUACAAACUCAAUAUUGUAACGACCCUGUAUUUGCUCUGGAGUUGAAGAAAUUGGCUGCUCUCGCUUUCGUUCCAAUAGAAAAGGUAAUAGAAUACUUUGAAGGUCUUUUAGAAAAUGAAUUUUAUAGAAAAAAUGAAGAGCUGUUGUCGCCACUAAUAUCUUACUUCGAAUGUACUUGGAUUGGAAGUUUAGACAGGAGAGGAAAACGAAGAUCUCCCUUAUUGCAAUUGAUCUUUGAAUUGCUUUAA
Messenger RNA from Acyrthosiphon pisum (pea aphid), 420 nucleotides. RefSeq lists its product as uncharacterized. Bases 1 to 420 code for a protein of 139 amino acids. The record is from RefSeq and is a predicted model, not a curated record. The transcript has a single exon. Lineage: Eukaryota; Metazoa; Arthropoda; Insecta; Hemiptera; Aphididae.